This is a messenger RNA of Coniophora puteana RWD-64-598 SS2, 2089 nucleotides long. RefSeq lists its product as uncharacterized. The transcript is spliced from 4 exons. NCBI's taxonomy places the organism in Eukaryota, Fungi, Basidiomycota, Agaricomycetes, Boletales, Coniophoraceae. Bases 31 to 2013 code for a protein of 660 amino acids. The record is from RefSeq and is a predicted model, not a curated record.
CUGGCUUGGGCGUGCACUGCAACGUGCAGCAUGGCCAACAUCAAGGAUCUCAACGACAGUAAAACAGAAGCGCUCCAGGCUCUCUUUAACUCGCUUUCCAACCCAUCUGAUUCAAUAAACGGAAAGCUCAGCCAAGAACAAUUGCAAAAGCUUUCCUCCAAAGUCGACGAAAUACUAGGCGGCGACGAUGGGAAACAUGGUGCAAAUCGUGGAACAACUCAGCUCGUUAACGAAGAUGGUCUCCCAAUUGUAGAUAUAACGGAGCCUGUCGGCCAGUCCGUUACCACAGACUCGCCACAGGAUGACAAUAUCACAGAUGGACCCGACUUGUUGCCACUUCACACCCUCUCGCCCGAAGAGCGUGAAAGCCGCAGAAUCGAACGUGAACGUCUACUCGACCUGCUCGAAGAAGAGGAGCGUGCUGAACAUUCAAAGGAAGAGGCCGACGAGGAGGAACGACGAAGGAAGGUCAUAGAGAAGCGCAAAGAGGAAUCUAAAGCCGAGAUCGAACAACUGAAGGCUACCAAAGAAAUGCAUAAAAAGAUGGGCAAAGCACUUCUCAAAAACGUCGCAGAAGCGAGAGAGAAAGAAGAAGCGGCCAAGAGGAAACUCCUCGACGAAGAACAGGUAUCCAAACUACAAAACAAAUCUAUCAAGCCCAAGAAGAGCGUUACUUUUGCAGAGGGGACUGAGGAAAAAGACGGUGGCACUAAGCUUGCCUGGGGGGAUGUGGUGCCUGCACGUCUGCAUUCUUCCAACCGCAUAUGGGACAAGUCUGCUGAUCGGUCGUCGACAAUGAAGAGGCAGGUGGUUGAACGUUUCCCCGGAGGGCCCUCCACCCCCAUCGAACCAAGUUACGAGGCUGAUUCUGACGAUGAAUCUCCCACUGAAGAACCCCCUUACUCCAGCGAGGAAGACGACUCUGAGGAUGAUUCUGAAGAAGAACCUGACAUUGAUAGCGGGGAUGAUUGGGACUCGGCUCGGCAUCAACGGGAGAUUGCCCUCGAAUAUUACGAGAAGAAGCAUGCUGUUGGAUCUGAGGCCGCCAGAGUGAUGUCAUCUCAUACCCACGACGAUGAGUGGGACCAGCCAGAGGUUCCUCUGGAAGCGACCCUAGCAGGUCGGCCCAAGUCUGGGACUUCUCGCUUCAAGGCAGAGCGAUCAGGUUUUUCCGAAGCCAAGUCCGAAAGCAAUCCCGCGACGCCUACUACUGCAUCGACGUCGAUCGGAUUCGCUACGAUACCUGCUUCCGGGCAGAGCGCCGUGCGCAAGGCGGUUAAGGUGGGAAAACUUGAAGGUGGCCAGCUGAUGGGUGGAAGCGACAGUGAGCCCGAGGACGAAACAACGACGAAUAUACUCGACAUGCUCAAGAAGGGUCAAAUUCAGAAUGCUGGCCCUGACUUCGUACCUCCGAUGAGAAGCCCUUCAACAUCUAUAACUCGAGGCAGGCCGUCUCCCCUUCCUCUAGCAAAGGGCAAGACCAAAGAUCAAAAUUACUUGGAUGUCGACCUGCUAACUCGGGUUCCUCAAACUCCUGUUAAUCAUAUAAUCAGAUCCUCGCCAAAAGUCUCGACCUUCGACCUUCCAACAAGCGGAACCUCUCAUGAUCACCACCCUGUUUCGGGUGCUGGUUCGUCUAGCAAGGUCCAGCCGGCUCGCCUCACGAUUGAUGACUCGUUGCUGGCACCUAGCAAUCCGCAACCCUCCGAUAAAACUAAUGCCUAUUCGCCGUGCUUGUCCUCGGCAUCAACAGCUGUAGACUCACCUGUGGGUGGGGAAGAGCCACAAAGUGCAUUCUCGUGGAAUAAUCCUCCAGUAAACUCAUCCACACCAUCUAGACCUCCCAUUAUUGUGUCGUCGUCGGUCCAAGAGUCGUCUUCCUCACGGCCAACGCGGCCUCCAGUUGUAUCGGCAAGCGUGCAGGAAUCUUCGCGACGCUCGGACCCGGAGCCACAGCUCAGUAAUGACGGCCCCAAAAAGCGAGUUUCAAAGUUUAAGGCGGAGAGGAUGUAGCAUUAGGGGUUUACUACGAUACCCGUUUCCUCUUGUUAGUUGCUAAAUUAUGUGUGUUUUUUUUGUUCAAUUCAAG